UUUACAUCUGUACGGCGAAGACAUCACAGCUGAAGUGGGAGAGUGUGAGGCGUGUGGCAACUUCGAAGACGAUCUCACUGUCGUCACAGACAUGAUCAAGGGCCGUCUGCGCAAGUACAACCGCACUCUAGCGGACGAGAUCACCAUCGUGUUUCAGGCGUAUCUGAAGAAACGCCACGUGAACGACGACGGCAUCGAUUGCCUCACCACACGGACAAAACGAGUCCAGCCCUGGAAUAGAAAGGCGCACAAGGAUAUGCCGCCACGGAAUGCUAGGGUCCAGGCGGCAGUGGUAUCAGGACCCUUCCCGCUCAUUCUGACCACCAACUGGGAUGCGUCACUCGAGGCCGCGUACGACUACUUGGAAGAGUUCGACGUCUGUUGGCCUUUAGAAAGGCCCCGCUCAGACCACUUUCACCGCAUGUCGAGCUUUCUGCCAGUUCGGUACAGACGAGACCAUCAGCAGUUGUUUGCCGAGAUACGCGCGCACCUACAGCCGCCAAGGUUGCUUAAGCUACAUGGUGAUUUGACUGACAGGGGGAAGAAAGAGAUCGUCGCCGGAUAUGGCGACUAUCGCGCACUCAUGGCACGUGACACAGGCUUUAAGCAGCUGCUGUCUAACGUCUUCACAUCGUAUAGCAUACUGUUCUACGGAUGCUCGCUAUCUGACCCAGACAUCCUCGCCAAUAUGGAUGGCAUCCAUGAGACUUUAGGCCCAGAAACAGGCCCCCAUUUCUGGCUAACUGCCGACCAUGUCACAGAGAGUAGGAAGACCUUUCUGUGGGAGCAGGUACGUGGUGUACUGCUUAUGUUUUAG
Molecule: messenger RNA, 817 nt
Organism: Sphaeroforma arctica JP610
Lineage: Eukaryota; Ichthyosporea; Ichthyophonida
Exons: 6
Source: RefSeq, a predicted model, not a curated record